CCCCCGCUGUAAAACUCAACUGGUUCCGGCGCCGGGUCAGGUCUUUUAUUGCGACAGUCACCACCGGAUAUUACGUCUGCCCCAUCUACCGCUAGCUCGACAGUGCGGUGCGCGUGUGCGUGUGUGUGCGAGAGUCCAUGUACGAGUGUGUGCCGCCCGGUGUGGAUGUCGGACUGUUCCCCGGUGAGAAAGCACCGAGCCCCGGCCUUGUGAGCAUGCCCCAGCUCGGCGUGUGACCCCGCUGGAAGUCGCGGAGCGGCCGCAGGGAGCCAGUCUCGUCCUCGGGCCGCGUUGGGGAAUCAGAGCACCGGCAGGAUGUUGCAAGUUCUAGCCUGUGGCGCUGUGGUCUUCCCCGGGCUGUUCCUCGCCUUCAGGAGGCUCCUGCCCUGCGUGUUCCGCCACUGGAGCGAUGCCGACGUGGUGCUGGUCAGCGAGAGAGUGGUGUCCUCCAUCCAUGCCAUCAUGGCAACAACUGCAGGAGUCAUCAUUGUGGCCUCAUGCAGGGACAACGUCAUUUACGACAGGCACUGGCUGGCUACAUCCUUUGUCAUCUGGUACGGCGUGCCCUACAUGACGUACGACCUCUUCGCCAUGUACCUCAGUCACUACCACCGUUUCCGAGUCAAAGGUCACGAGGACUACAAGCAGCACUCGCUGAAGACGGUGAACUCCUUCGUCCGCAGGGAGUUCCUGCUGGUGCUUCAUCACAUCGCGCUGCUCACCAUCCUGCUGCCCGUCACACUGUUUUUCAGGCAGGACCAGGGGGAUUUCUUCAUUGGCUGCUUGUUUCUAACAGAGCUCAGCACUCCCUUCGUCUCCCUGGGGAAGAUACUCAUUCAGCUUGCCCUCCAGAACUGCUGGCUGCACAAGGCCAAUGGCGGCAUGGUACUGUUCACCUUCUUUAUGUGCCGCAUCGCUCUCUUCCCCUACAUGUACUGGAUGUACGGCCGCCACUAUGGAGUCCCGCUCUACAGCGUGCCCUUCCACCUGCCGCUGUCGACCAACGUGGGCAACUUCUGCAUCCUGGCGCCACAGGUCUACUGGUUCGUGCUGCUUUGCCGGAAAGGCUACCGCCUGUACAAGCGCAGCCGAUGUCCCGAUCCGUCUCCUGCGGUCACAGUCACUGACAUUUCUAAGGACAAUUGAUAUCCGGUUCACGAUUGCUCGCUCAAGCUGCUCACUCAGCUACUAACGCAACUACUUCUACUGAGGCACUAGUUUGACUUAACAUUUUUCGAACCCCACCAUUGUACUGUAGUACACCAGGACUGCCUGCUGUUGUCCCACAAACUCCUGGGCAUUAUCCGCACACUUUUAAUUCCUCUGUUACAAAUCUGCUGCCUACAUGGACCUCUCCACCGAUCGAACUCUAACUACUGAAGUUUGCUGACUGGGGUGUUUUAGUUUUUUGGGGAUUUGGCUCUAGCCUGGAUCUUGUUGAAGUGCAUCCCUGCGUCCGUCUACAUCCUCAACAUGGAAGAAUGGUCAUAUUUGCUUCACUGAGAGUAACACGUGGAGUAAAAAGCACCAAAAAACUGAAGAGGAGCCUCCAUGGACAGACAUCUUAUCUCUUACUCCUACUGUGUUUACAGCCUCUGCUGAUUUGAAAGGUCUGUUACAGUGUGUGUGUGUGUGUGUGUGCGUGUGUGUGAGAGCGGCCUGUGUGAACAGGUUGUAUUUAUUUUUAUGGUUUUUCUGUAAUGUGUCCGAUAGUUUCCCAUGUCAUCCAUUCGCUAAUCAAAGAAGAAGGAUUAGGAAUAUCGGUGGGUGUGAACUCGGGCAGUAUUGGCAGGAAAAAAGUCGCCUCAUCCACACUAGAGAAGUAACAACAUCUACAGUUGUUAAUACCCAUUAAUGUGAUGUCAUGUUAAGGUUUCAGCCCUGUUUAUUGUGUUUGUAGUUUCCCACACUGCAUGCCAUCACGGCAACAGCCCCACAUUCCUCACCGGAGCAUCCAGCACAGAUUUAUAGUCUUGAUUCUUUUGUUUUCAGUAUCUACCCGAUUCAAUAGGGCCACUGUCGCUCAGCAUGCAUACUGUAUCCCCGUGAAUUGAUGCUGCCCUCGUGGACUCUCAGCAUUUUUCAAGGGUUAGGAAUAAAUAUCGUCCUGUGUUGGAGAAUGGUGUCACCGACGAGAGGUCUUAGCUGAGGGGAACCAUUCUUCAUUUUCAUUUGAAACCAUUAAGAGGUGCUUGGCACAACAAAAUAUGCCCCAUGCUGGAUACUGAAAAGACCUCAAAAGAAUCAAUUUCAGAAAAAUAUAGACCAGGCACCAAAUAAUGUCUACAGGAUCAAAUUGGGACUAAACUACACCUGAAUGAAGUUCAGACUAUGAGUAUAAACUGAGCAUGUGAGCAUCUUUACCUGCUUCUGCAGAGCUUCAGUUUGGCUUCAUGCUGCUGAGAGUUUUAUUUUCUGGAUCCACAGUCUUUGUUUGGAGCGUCACAGCUGUCACAGAAAACGCUGACAGUCCCUGACUGUUGCGACGUGUUGAAGAUUACUUUUCUCCUAUAGGCGCUGGAGACAUUGGACAAACUCAGGGUCAAGGUCAGAGCAAUAAGGUGGGCGGGGGGGCUCACCAGGGCAAAAAAAUAAUACAGGAGAUUUGACAUUUCUGAGCAAUUUAUCCACUGAUAUAAACACAUGAAUUGAGGAUAUCGGGAGUUAUUCCUCCUGUGACACACUUAGAAGAUGAUGUUCAGUCAGUGUUGAGUUUCCCCAGGGCUCCGGAGAUUUGUAUGCACUUCACACAGGGCUGUACAUACUUAAUGUUUUUAGACAUUUACAUCAUGUUUUAAUCAUAUAAAGCUAGUUUUAAACCUUAAUCUUAUAUCUAUAUCAUGCAAAGCAAUUACCUUUGGAUUCACAGUUGCAUAAUGACAUUUAUCGUAGAUUUAAAGGCAUUUCAUUUUGAAUAUUAUAUUUCUUCAUAUCAAAUAGUAAAUAGAAGAUAUUAUUUCUGCAGGGUUUAGUUUCAUACACAGUCUUAGACCCUGUUAUUUUAAAUCCUUGGAUAAUAUUCUUGGUCAUUCGAGCUUUAUACUGAACUAACUGAUUAAGAAUGUGUUAAUGGCCUUUUUUUACCUAUGCAAAAAGAGGCUGCAGUGCAUCUAUACAACACUAACGUCAAGCCAUAUCUAAUCGACCCACGCCUCCUUAUGUCAUGAUCUUUUUAAAUAUUUGGGGGAACUACAUUUAUUUCCCACUGUACAUUUCUACCAGGACUCCAAACCACAAAAGCUUGAAGAAUUACGUGUGAAGUUUUCCUCUUUUUUUUUUUUUUUUUUGUUCUCCACAUAUCUUUCAAAUUUACCCACGAACUGCUGAAAAUUGCAAAGUGAAUAUUUACAGUUUUUUGACGCGUCAAACAACAACAACAAAGUUACAGAUUAAGCUCUGUCGACAAAUGUGAAACGAGUGUUGCAUCUUGAACACAGUCAAGAUGCAUCAGUCGGAAGCCUAAUGCUUAACAACACUCUGAAACCAAGUGAGUUAACGGACUUUGGGAGUUGGUGAAGUUAUCUCAGUAGCAUUUUUCUCUAAAAGGAGGCGAACAGCUUUUCCUUUUCAUGUGAAUUUUCUUUCUUUUUUUUGAAUCUUUGGUUUCUUGAAUGCUUUACUUUAGUUUUUGAAGUUUCUUCUGUUUUACAAUAAAACAACCCAGUGCUUUUUGCUGAGCAGCAGCCGCAUCAGAACCAUUAGAAGAUGAUUAGAAGAUAACUUGUAUUUCUAAUGGCAAGUUACAGCCCCAUAACUUCAGGGCUCUUGGAGUCUCAAAUAUUAGUUUUUCCCCUUGAUAUAAGUCAAAAGUUUCCACUCUAUGCACCAUAGACUGUAAAUAAUCAUGGCUGGUGUCUCCACCUUCUCCCCACUAAACAGAAAUGGAGCCAAAAUAUCUCGGAUACGUCUUUUUAAUGUCCCGUGGAGCCAGAAUCUGCAGAGUAGUGAUAUCUGAGUGGAGCCGUGGUGUCAGGAUCCCGUCAACAUGCACGCUCAGCCAAUCAUGUUAAUCAUGAUGUUUCACCCAGUUUCAUAUCAUCGAAUAACAAAGAAAGAAUGAAACGUAUCUGUGGAACAAACAUCAGGGUGAUAAUGUGACAGACACUGUCUUUGGGACAUUGAGGCGUCUGUCGUGUUCCCCGUGCCCUUGUUCGGAAAUCUUGUCGUUGCGGUAAACACUUCAACAGCCGUGUCUGUCGGAAGCAGUAUUGAACAUAGGAGGUGAUGAGUCGUCUUGAUUGUGGACAGACGGUCUGUUUGCUGACCAACAGUACAAGGACAGGGGGGGGGGGGUUAAUGGGAGAUGAGCUGCUGAAUGAUGGGCCUGUUUGGCCGGUUUGGCCGGAACCCAGCAGAGUGCAGGCCUCUUGUUGUCCACGGUUCACUGGGCCGCUGUUACUGGAAAAACAUCCCAGUCUCUUUGUUCUGCUCUCGGCUCAACCCUCCCUCUUUUUAUUUUUAUUUUACUGUCCUGUUCUUACUCUGCUCGUCCUCUUCCAUCCGCUCUCUGGGUGCGUAGUGUAAAAAGGCAAAUCAGCCACCAAGAAGAAAAUAUGGUGAAUUUUACUCUUACACUUUAUGAUGUAUUUAAGUGCUUGUUAAAGGUCUCCACUCUCACUGUAGUCCCAUUGGUUGUUACAUAAAUCAACCCUUUUCGUUUAUUAUUUUUUCCUUUUUAUUUUAUUUAUUUUAUCACCCAUUCUCUUUCCUACCAUCCAUAUCUGCUCCAGCCUCCUCCCGGUGGCUGAUCCCAGGUCUGUUCCUCUGCAGUCACAGGAAGUUGCUGAGCUGUGAUGCUCUCUGCUGCCAUCUGUGGUCGGGAUUAUCUGCUCGUCCACUCAGCAGUUCUCAGGCACACAACCAUCGGGAUUAGUUUAGGAGUAUUUGGGGUUUUUCUGUUGAAGCUUGAGCGUCUCAUUUCAUUCACCUCCUUCAGAUACAUGUGUAUCUCAGAUUUGAGCCGGGACGACCUCAAUCUCCUCUGAACACACUGUAGAAACCCACACGCUGCUUUGUUUUCAUGCUCUUCGGAAGAUUUCCAUGAUUUCAAAUUGGCCAUUUUGCUUCAUGCUUUGCAUUUGAAAGAACAUCAUGGCAAAACAACUUUCUGAGGUGUAGCAGCCUGUUUGGAACGUUUGAGCUUUGCGUCUCGACUUUUCCAUUGAAACUGAACCACAUAUUAAGCUUUUCAAAGCAUUUGUUUAAUCUCAAUUUUGCUCUUAUUCUGAAGGGGUCGAUUUUACAGUUAAUGAAAAAACGUCGAAAUUUACAGUUAUACAAAUUAAAAUUCAGUGAGCUGGACCAUUUUUUAUUUUAACAUGAGCCUUUUGUCUCUUGGUUUAAAAAAAGAAUCGUGGAAUAAAUACAGAAAAUAUAACAUUCCACUGUUUUUCAUCAACGCUUUAUUAUAUUUUAUCAAUCAUGAUUUUUUUUUUUUUUUGCAUAUUUUAGGGGCACAUGUCCAAACUUCAAAUGGAAUUGAUUUAUUGACGCUUGAUUUAAAAAAAAUAAACAGAUUUUAUGGAUUGGCCAAUGUAUGUUUUUUUGAUUUUGUUUUAGAAUAUACCUCGAAAUCAAAUGAAUUAAUCGGACUUUACAUGAUUAAUAAGUUUGCUCCAUAGACGUGAAGACAGCAUUUCAGAGAAUCCCUCAGAACACAGUGUGGACGCUUCCUGGUUAAACACAGAUCACAUAUCUUAACAGUCAAUCGAUUCUUAACAUACAAAGUCUUAAGUUCCACCUCUCUGCUCAGGGUUUGAUGAAGUCUGAUGACCUGUGUGUGUCUGUGUGUGUGUAUAGAGGUUUAUUGUGAGACUGACACUGAAGAUGCAGUUUAUUUUUUGUGUGAUUUCAACAUAUUUUGUUCUUAGAUUUGCUUCUAUUUAUAAUUUCUGACACGGCUUCUGAUCCUUACACUCCCAGGGGUUGGUAAACCAAAGACUGUCAGGCACUUUAGUCGAUCAUAGUGACUGUAGUGACAUGAAGAGAGAUCUGUUUUGAUUUUUCUGUGUUUUUAGAUCUGCUGUAGAUGAUUUUUCUUUAAACAAAAACAUGAAUUACUCCAGAUUCCCCCCCAAAAAAGACCAUCAAGUCUUAUCAUGUGGGUUCGGAUCCCAGAGGGGAACCGACAUGAAGGGUUUGUGAUCUGAGGAGGUGGUGGAGCAAAUACACACUAAUCAGGUGUUAAGUCCAUUCUCCAUUAACAUGCCACCGUCACACAGAGGACGUUUACGUGUUCUGGCUUCUGAAACUACAUAAUGAUUAUAACCCUACAUUUCACGGACACAUUAAGUGCACGAUAUGUCAUUUCCGUUGUCUCUCGAUCUAAACAUUGACAAAAGAGGAAGAUUGCGCCUCCAGGAAUUAUCUGCAGACGUCUCCUCCACAAAAUCAACAGACUUGAUAUUUAAAAUGAGUAAAAAACGCUGAAUUAAGCGGUUUUUCGUGUUAAAAUGUUUUAUGUGUUUUCUUUGAGGCUCAUUGGCAGGAGGACUGCGAGUGGGGCUGUAAAUAGCACGGCUGUUAGCCAGUGAGGCAGCGAUGGCUUAUUUUGGUGGUUUUCCCAUCAUUUAAUGCAGAGAUGCUCUGAUAGAAUUCUUCCCUCCCAGCAUGAAAUAUCUCAACGUUGCUGACCUUUUAGCUAGCACUGGCUAACGAGAGAAAUCAAAGAAGAGAUUUCCAGAUUACAGUUUUGUCUGGGUGAAAGUUAAUAUACUUUAAAGAUGUGGUAUCGGCUCGGUACAUAAAGUUGCAUACACAACAACCAUACAGUUGACAAAGGCUAAAAAAGAAUAACACCCAACCUUGUUUUAGUUUUUGCUUGGUCCUUUUCUCGGUAUAAACACAGAACGCUGGAAGGAAAUAGUUUAAAGCUACAUUCAUGUCAUGUUGGAUCAAUUGCGGGGGGGGGGGAGUCAGACUAUAUUAUAAUAUUUGCAUGAAAUAGGCGUCAGGAACAGAAGUGAGACAGAUUCUGCUUUUAAACUAGUAGCAUCAAUGUUCCAUCCUUUGCUUUUUCUUCUGAAAUUAUGUGAAUGCGGCAUUAGACUCAUGAAACACACAAAAGUGAAUACAAACUGUUCCUGGGGCUGAUUUUGAUCUGCGGCCCGAGAACCACACUUGGUUUCCUGUGCCUCGCGAUAAAUUUACUUCCCCCACAAAUCUCAUUGUGAAAGAGCAAAGCUGGCAGCCAGUGUUUACAAGUUGUGGCUGUAUUUACUGGUUUAUUACCAUUGUCACCAUUAUGUCCUCCGGGACGGUGACACUUUUGGUUUUUCGUUGCGAUGAAAUCAUAUUAAAGACAGUGAUUGAAACUAUUUUAGAAAAAAAACAGAUCGCUAUGCAUCUACUGCUAGAAUGAGAAUACAAAUUAAAUAUUUAGUAGGAUUUCACAUUUUGUAGCAUUUUAAUUUAUAUUUUCAAAUCAUCGUGCAAAUCCCAUGAUGUUUUUUUUUUACAUGGAAUCAUUUGAGGAUGAAACCCUUUAAAGCAUAGACUGGUUCUAGACUAUGUUUGCUGUGUCUCUGUUGAUUUUAGAGCUUUUCAUCAGUUUGGCGGAUGUGGAUGUUUUAGGCGACAACUUCACGACCUUCAACACGUCCUGCCCCACAUUAUCUUUUGAUCGCGUUCUAAUUUUUUCAUACAUAUCUAUCGAUCAGAUUUGAUGCAUCUGUCCUUUUUUUUUUGUAGCGUGACCUUUUCUGAGGAACUUUGCUAUCUGAAAAGAGACUGGACUGUUUUUUGUUUUGGAAUCUAACUUAAAACAAUUGAUGUAUAAGAUGAGUUAUGUACUGUAGCUGCAACUAGUGAAUUCAGAGCACCCCUUUAAAAUUCAAUAAAUUUGAUUUGAUAGACCGUC
This is a messenger RNA of Platichthys flesus (European flounder), 7858 nucleotides long. RefSeq names its product ceramide synthase-like. The record is from RefSeq and is a predicted model, not a curated record. Gene Ontology annotation, biological process: lipid homeostasis. Lineage: Eukaryota; Metazoa; Chordata; Actinopteri; Pleuronectiformes; Pleuronectidae. The transcript is spliced from 5 exons. Bases 316 to 1146 code for a protein of 276 amino acids. Gene Ontology annotation, cellular component: membrane; endoplasmic reticulum.